GCUGUUAAAUAAUCAGAGACGGUGUUUGUUUCCAUCGUCAAAGACUUAUGAAUCGUCCACCGCCACAAAACGGCCUUUUCCUCCGGCGAACGGCGAGUCUAAAGUGACCGUAUCGUCACCGUUUUUAGAUUAUUCACCGGAGGAGACAAUGGAAUCUUCCGUCGCUACGUUUCCUAACCGACGCAAGCAUCUGCCGAAUCGGACUUAUCGCUCUUUGAUUCAUCAUCUCUGCUCGAGUUUCGAUCGGGAGCCUCGAGUUUCUCUUGCCACACCGGCCGUUCUUCAGGAGCUGGUCUUAAGAACUGAUAUUUCUCAAGCGUCUCCUGGAGAAACUUGCAAACCGCCGGAGAAUUCACCAGUGGUGGAACCAAGAUCUAAUGGCGUGUCUGAUGAGUCAAGAGGUGAGAAGGUGGAAACAAUUUCACAGGAAAAAAUUUUGAUGCUUGGAGAUGUUUUCGAUGGAAUUGACUUACAAGAUGCAACUGUUAGUAGUAGACACAAAGAUUUUUUCGAUGACUUUGAGCUUAUGAUAAAUGGAAGCCAAGGCUUUGUUCCAGAAAGUUGUGUGAAUAUCUUUGAGGCAUUAGAUGUGAAUGACUAUAAUGGUGAUGGUAUAGUUGCGUCACUUGAUGAUAUCUCGAAACAACCACUUGAUAUUGUUGAAAAUGUGGUGGAGAAGCCUGAUAUUGCCACUGAAGUUCAAGUAGAACCAGUUGAAAGUGAUAAAAAGGCAGAGGAGGUUCCUAAACCAGCUGAAGUUAUAAGUUCUGGAGUUUUGGAAGCUUGUAAUGAAAUAGUUCAAAGAGAGAUGGAAUUGGAGAAACCUGUUGAUGACAGUACUCAGGUUUUGGUUGAUUCCGUGCCUGUGUUUGUUGAAGAUGAUGAUGUAGAAGAAGGAGAGAUAUCUGGGGAUGAGAAUGAUGAUAUGCUUGUAGGAGAUGAUGAACCAGUCGUAAGGCUUGAAGAGUCUCAUGUCUCAGAAGAAGUGAUUGGUAACAGCCAUCUCACAAGUUAUGAGAGUUUUGAAAAAAAGCUGGUUGUUGAGGUAUCGAAUGUAGAUAAUCGAGCCAAGAAGUGUGAUCAAAUUUUCAGUGAUGAAGCAAAGAACAAUCCUGGAACCUCCAUUAAAAAAAGGUCUGCGCCUUCUAAAGACGCAAAAGCUAGAAAGAGGGCAAAAGAUAGGAAGAAAAGAGCUCAAGAGCGUAUAGCCCUUGGCGUGAAAAAGCUGAAACUUAAACCAGUAGCUCCAAAACCCAAGCCUAUAAAAUAUUGUCGACACUAUAUCAAGGGACGGUGCCAUGAGGGAGAUAAAUGCAAAUUUUCACAUGAUAUAAUCCCGGAAACCAAAUCUUCGCCUUGCUGCUACUUUGCAACCCAGUCAUGCAUGAAAGGAGAUGAUUGUCCGUACGAUCAUGAUCUCUCCAAAUACCCAUGCAAUAAUUUUAUUACCAAAGGUUUCUGCCACAGGGGUGAUAGUUGUUUAUUUUCGCACAAGGGUACUCCACAAUCUGCUUCAGACACAUCGAAUGUCAAUGUAACAGCGUCAUCGAAUGUCAAUGUAACAGCGUCAUCAACUAACAUCGCUGCAGCGUCUUUCUCGCCUCAGAAAACAAAUAAACAAUCUGUAAGAGAAGCCAUAGCCAGAAUACCGGCGAUCCAAGCAAGAGUUUCAAGCUCUGUUGCGUUUUUGAAGCCUUUGGGUCAAUCUAACCAACGAAACUCAUCUGAUGCAUCAUCUUCUAAGAUCAACGAACAUGCAAAACCACCACAGGUUCCUCCUUUGAGAAAACCAUCCGUUGCUCCGAAGGGUAUGAGUUUUCUCUCUUCAGACAGUACGGUGAAACCAUCUCCUGCGUCCAAGCCAAACACAGACAACUCUGAUAAUCAGACAUUGAAGCAGUCACAACAGGGAAGCUUUCUUCCUGUGGUGCCUCCAAAAGGAAUCAGUUUUUUAUCUGUGAAUCGAGAGCCUCAAGAACCAGCAAGUAGUAGAAAUCUCAAGACAACGCCCAACUCACACAUUCAAAGUUCUCUACACUCAGCCAUGAAACUCGCUGCAGAAUUUGAAUCCGCCAAAGUUGAAAGACGCAGCAAUGAGCCUGUAGAAGCUAUAAAUAAGGGUGAUGGUAAAGUUAACACGUCUGUAACCAGAAACUCAGGGAACGUAUCCUCUCAGAUUCUUGAGUUCUUGUCGAGCUUCAGUCACGGCAAAAACUGAUCUUUUAUUUUGGUUUUUGAGAUAACAGAUAUACUUCAUGUAGAUGUGAAAUAGAGCAUCAAUAUAUAAAGCUUUGAUCUAACAAAUA
Camelina sativa (false flax) is the source of this 2306-nucleotide messenger RNA. Its product is annotated as zinc finger CCCH domain-containing protein 65. Gene Ontology annotation, cellular component: nucleus. Gene Ontology annotation, biological process: negative regulation of DNA-templated transcription. Gene Ontology annotation, molecular function: metal ion binding; RNA binding. NCBI's taxonomy places the organism in Eukaryota, Viridiplantae, Streptophyta, Magnoliopsida, Brassicales, Brassicaceae. The record is from RefSeq and is a predicted model, not a curated record.